This is a messenger RNA of Gilbertella persicaria, 756 nucleotides long. RefSeq lists its product as uncharacterized. Lineage: Eukaryota; Fungi; Mucoromycota; Mucoromycetes; Mucorales; Choanephoraceae. The transcript has 3 exons. Bases 302 to 610 code for a protein of 102 amino acids. The record is from RefSeq and is a predicted model, not a curated record.
CACAAACCAUAGGCUUAUCCUACAAAAGCCAUUUCCGCAUACUGGGAUUUAUUAAAUUAGUAAAAUUAUCCUUGCCACAGAACAAGAAUUGAUAAAUUACUGAAAGCCUGCUUAUUGUUUAAGAUUUCUUUUGAUAUGUUUUCUUCUAUUUCAAAACUGAUUGGUGGCUAUGAAGACAACACCAAACCAGACUUUGCGCUUGGCAUUAAGGACAAGAAAAAAAAGUACAUUUUUUUGUGUUGAGAUAAAGCGUCCAGAUUGUGAGAGUAAAUAUCAAAGCGAGGACAAUGUCACGAAAUGGAUGAAGACUAUGAAACACUCUAUCGAUAAUCAAAUCGAUUUAAAGAUCCCUCAAGUCUGUAUUAUAUGGGCUCCUUGUUUAAGUAAUAUAGGAUUUAAGGCUUCCAUGUAUAAGACGAAGCUGGUUGAAGAAGGCAUUUAUAUGCCAACAAUGAUCAGGAAGUUCGACUUUCCUUGUGAUCAUACCAAUUUCAUUGGUAUUCCUAGGCCAGUUGAAUGCCUGUACCUUGUCAAGGUAAAUAUAUCAUACAUGUACACUUUAUUUGAAAGAAUAGGUACUAGCUACCUCUCUUUGCUGUUGUGUUAUUAGCAAGAGCUUGGCAGUUUAAGAGAAAAGAUUGAAAAAAGUGAAGAAAGAACAUAAGCUCACAAAACCUUCUUUCAUCUUUAAAUUCGAUUUCUAGACUUCUUUCCCUUUCUUUAUUUAUUCAAUGUUCUUGUAAAUAUAUCUCUGUU